Molecule: messenger RNA, 3915 nt
Organism: Brienomyrus brachyistius
Lineage: Eukaryota; Metazoa; Chordata; Actinopteri; Osteoglossiformes; Mormyridae
Gene: npr2
Product: natriuretic peptide receptor 2
Exons: 22
Coding region: 287-3436 (1049 amino acids)
Biological process (GO): intracellular signal transduction; protein phosphorylation; cGMP biosynthetic process
Cellular component (GO): membrane
Molecular function (GO): ATP binding; peptide hormone binding; protein kinase activity
Source: RefSeq, a predicted model, not a curated record
GAUGGAUGGUAUCACACAAGCCCAAGGAGGGACUGGGGAAGGAGCGCCCAUCAGCAGUAAUGAGCUGAGCCCACGCUACAGUCAGUGAGCUGCGGCAAAGUGAUCGCAGAAACUUAAUUUUUUUCCUGCCGUCGGUACAUCAUUUGCUUAAACUCCUUAAGCGUCACACUUAUGGUUUUGAUGACGGGAACUCCUUGUCCCACGCGCCAGGUGUACUCGCUUUUUUCUUCCUGAACUGGUCGCUCGAUUUUUUUUACGCGUUGAACCAAAUGCAAUAGGACACAAAAUGGACCUUGGAUACAGUUUGGUACUUCUAUUCACGUACUUUAUGAUAGGGAAGUGCCGAUCGGACGUGGGGAUGAACAUAACGGUGGCGGUGAUGCUCCCGGAUAAUUAUGAUAAGUAUCCCUGGGCAUUGCCAAGGGUCUUCCCGGCUAUACGCAUGGCACACGAGGAGGUCCAGAAGGAGCGCCUCUUGAAGGGCUACUCCAUCAACCUCCUGAACAUCAGCACGGAGGUGCAGGGCAGCGGCUGCUCCGAGACCAGGGCUCUCAUCAUCGCCGUGGACACCCUGUACAGCAAGCCAGAUGCCUUCUUCGGACCUGGGUGCGUGUACUCAGUGGCCUCGGUGGGAAGGUUUGCGACCCACUGGAAACUACCUUUGAUAACGGCCGGGGCACCAGCUUAUGGUUUCGAUGCCAAGACGGAGUACAAAACCAUCGUGAGGACGGGGCCCUCCACCAGCAAACUCGGGGAGUUUGCUUUUUACCUACACUCGCAUUUCAACUGGACCAGCCGGGCGGUUUUGAUCUACCUGGACCUAAAGACCGACGAUAGGCCGUAUUACUUUCUCUCCGAAGGCAUUUACACUUUCCUGCGGCAAGAAAACAUCACCAUGGAGGCGCUUCCCUAUUCUGCCACCGAGAUCGGCGAUUACAAGGAGAUUAUAGCCAACAUUAAAGAGUCUGGACGGAUUGUUUAUGUCUGUGUACCCCUGGAUAUCUUCCACCAUAUACUGAAGGCGUUUCAGAGUGAGGGAUUAAACCCGGAAGACUACGCCAUCUUCUAUCUGGAUAUGUUCGGGGAGAGUCUGCGAAAUGGAGCAUACAAACCUUGGCUGAACGCAGAGAUUAACUGGAGUGACCCGAUCAAGCUGUUUCAGUCUGUGUUUGUGAUAACGUACAGAGAACCAGACAACCUGGAGUACGCAGCCUUCCAAAGUGAAUUGCACACCAGGGCUAAGCGGGAUUACGCUGUCAAACUCGAACCGUCGCUGGUGGACUUCAUAGCCGGCUGUUUCUAUGAUGGAUUUAAGCUGUACGCCAUAGCCCUGAACGAAACUUUGGCCGAGGGAGGCUUACCAAGCGAUGGAGUUACAAUCACACAGAAGAUGCAGAGCCGGAAAAUCUGGGGCGUUACGGGACUAGUAAGUACAGACAAGAACAAUGACCGGGACACUGACUUUACAAUCUGGGCCAUGACAAACCUCAAAACAGGACAGUACGGGAUUGUUGCCCAUUACAAUGGAACAAAUAAGGAAAUUGUUUGGUCGUCGACGGAGACGAUCCAGUGGCCCAAAGGAAGGCCGCCUCUCGAUGAUCCGCCUUGUGCCUUUUCUUUAGACCAUCCGUCGUGUAAUGAAACAGGUCAUAUCACAGUACUUGGGAUUGUUGCUGUAGGAUCUGGUCUAGCUCUUGUCAUUUUUGGAAUAUCAAGUUUUCUCAUUUACAGAAAACUGAAGCUGGAGAAAGAGCUGGCUGGCAUGUUAUGGAGAAUCAGGUGGGAGGACCUCCAGUUUGAAAGCCCUAACAAAUACCACAAGCGUGCGGGAAGCCGGCUCACUCUCUCACAGCGCGGAUCCAGUUACGGCUCGCUGAUAACUGCUCAUGGAAAGCAUCAGCUGUUUGCAAAAACAGGCUAUUUUAAGGGCAACCUGGUGGCCAUCAAGCACGUUAACAAGAAAAGGAUCGAGCUGACGAGACAAGUGCUGUUUGAACUGAAACACAUGAGGGACGUCCAGUUUAACCACCUGACCAGGUUUAUUGGCGCCUGCAUUGAUCCCCCCAACAUCUGCAUCGUGACUGAAUACUGCCCUAGAGGGAGUCUACAGGACAUUCUGGAGAAUGAAAGCAUUAAUUUGGACUGGAUGUUCCGAUAUUCAUUAAUCAAUGAUAUAGUAAAGGGAAUGAAUUACCUUCACAACAGCUAUAUUGGAGUACAUGGAAAUCUGAAGUCCUCCAACUGUGUCGUCGACAGCCGAUUUGUGUUGAAAAUCACAGACUACGGGUUAGGUAGUUUUCGGUCAUGUUGUGAAAACGAAGACCCGCAUAUACUCUAUGCAAAAAAGCUUUGGACUGCUCCAGAAUUGUUGAUAUACGACCGACAUCCCCCACAGGGGACCCAGAAAGGGGAUGUAUACAGUUUUGGUAUCAUACUACAGGAAAUAGCCCUCAGAAAUGGGCCCUUUUACAUAGAAGGCAUGGAUCUGAGCCCAAAAGAGAUCGUACAGAAGGUGAGGAAUGGGCAGAAGCCAUACUUCCGGCCAACUGUGGACACAAGCUGCCACUGUGAAGAGCUGGCUAUCCUCAUGGAGAGCUGCUGGGCAGAGGACCCAGCCGAACGUCCUGACUUCAGUCAUAUCAAGAUGUACAUCACGAGGCUCAACAAGGAGGGGAGCACCAGCAUUCUCAAUAACUUGCUAUCCAGAAUGGAACAGUAUGCCAAUAACCUGGAGAACCUGGUGCAGGAGCGGACACAGGCCUACCUGGAGGAGAAGAGGAAGGCCGAGAAUCUGCUGUACCAGAUCCUCCCACACUCUGUGGCAGAGCAGCUGAAGCGAGGCGAGACAGUCCAGGCAGAGGCUUUCGACAGCGUCACCAUAUACUUCAGCGACAUUGUCGGCUUUACGUCACUGUCAGCUGAGAGCACACCCCUGCAGGUUGUGACCUUACUUAAUGACCUUUACACCUGCUUUGAUGCCAUCAUUGAUAACUUUGAUGUCUAUAAGGUGGAGACGAUCGGUGAUGCCUAUAUGGUGGUGUCGGGCCUGCCUGUGCGUAACGGUAAACUUCACGCCCGCGAGAUCGCCAGCAUGUCGCUGGCUUUGCUCGAGCAGGUGAAAACCUUCAAGAUCAGGCACAGACCCAAUGACCAGCUGCGGUUGCGGAUCGGGAUCCAUACCGGGCCCGUGUGCGCUGGUGUCGUUGGCCUGAAAAUGCCACGAUACUGUUUAUUCGGGGACACUGUGAACACGGCAUCGCGCAUGGAAUCCAACGGCGAAGCCUUGAAGAUACACGUCUCCUCAGCCACCAAAGAAGUGCUGGAUGAGUUUGGUUAUUUUGAGCUCCAGCUGCGGGGGGACGUAGAGAUGAAGGGGAAGGGAAAAAUGAGGACAUACUGGCUGCUUGGGGAAAAAGCAGACGUCUAUGUGAUCUGACAUCCCCUCUGCCGCUGUGUGGAAAUGGAGAAGCCCCACACACAGAAACGGUACUUUAUUUGUUCUAAAAUAAGUAUUGAGGAGUGUUUCCUUUGCAAGAGGACAGCAAGGCGAUUUCCUAAAUUAUACGUUUGAAAAUGCUGGCCGGUACACCUCCCAAAAUGUAAACAUGUAAAGACGUUUUUAUGAAGAACUUUCUGCCACGCGAUUUCCAGUGAUAUAUUUUUAUUUUUCUGUUCACAGUAUAAGAUUUGUACAACGUGUUUUUAAAGCGACUUUGAAUAAUGUUUUCACGCAGAACACGUAAAUGGAUGGGGAGGGUCACAUGCCAUGUGUUCUGUGAUCGCUGGGGGCAUUACAGGUUCAGAGGUCAGAGUGACCUGGCCCCACUAAACACCAUAGUACAGCAUAAUAUAUGUAUAUAUGUAUAGCCAAGAUAUUGCAAAAUAUUUUGUUCAAUAAAUUGAAUCAAAUGCAAA